Messenger RNA from Penaeus monodon (black tiger shrimp), 748 nucleotides. RefSeq lists its product as uncharacterized. NCBI's taxonomy places the organism in Eukaryota, Metazoa, Arthropoda, Malacostraca, Decapoda, Penaeidae. The transcript is spliced from 4 exons. The coding region runs from base 101 to 421 and encodes 106 amino acids. The record is from RefSeq and is a predicted model, not a curated record.
UGCGAGGUCGUUGCAUUCCUUGCAGAGGACUACUUCCAGAGAGAACCCAUUACCCUGGGCACCCACGCCAACGAGAAGUGCGAGCCGGGUAAAAGGGCGCAUGGGCGAGGACGUCCGCAGAUGCCUGAAGUCCGGGCUGUCGGUGGGCGCGAGGGACCGGAAGACGGGUCAGCUGAUCGGGCUGCGAGUGAGCAACCUGCUGGACAGAGAAAAACCCUUUAAGUCUACUCAGCCUUGUAAUGAAUUCGAGGAGCUGUACCGCAUCGCAGAGCACGUAGUGAAUCACGUGUAUGAGGAGAAAGCAGACAAGUUCCUCAUGAUGUUUCUGCUCAGUGUCCAUAAGGAUUACGGCGCUCGGGGCAUCGCAGGAGAGAUGGUGAAGAUGAGCAUGGAAGCCGGCUAUUCCCAGGCGCUCAAAUAGCCUUCACUUGCAUCAGUAACGUGCUCUCAGGAAAGGUUUUCGAGAAACUGGGCUUUAAAAAGGGCUUUGCGCUGGAGUACGAGAAGCCCGGACACGACUUCAAGGUGGACCUAACGAAGAUGCAUGGCAAUAAGGUCGCUUAUCUAGUGACGAAGGAGUUGCCGUGAGACCCGAGUGGGACUUUGGGUUUGAUCAUUCUUACGAGAAGUAUUUUUUUAAAGUAUUUUUUAAAACGACUUUUUAAACUCACGUAAUCGAAGUAACGGCUUUCUAGAGAGAAUCCUGCAGAUUAGACAGGUUUGUUAAUAAAAUGUUGUGUAGAGCGAA